This is a messenger RNA of Apis mellifera (honey bee), 1048 nucleotides long. RefSeq names its product methyl-CpG-binding domain protein 2 (gene MBD-like). The coding region runs from base 261 to 932 and encodes 223 amino acids. The record is from RefSeq and is a predicted model, not a curated record. NCBI's taxonomy places the organism in Eukaryota, Metazoa, Arthropoda, Insecta, Hymenoptera, Apidae. The transcript is spliced from 5 exons.
AUAAAUCGUAUUUUUUAAUUUACAUAUAAUAUAAAUUAUCACACUAGUCUUAAUAAAUAUUGUAAAUGAUGGUUCAAUAACAGUGUGUAGAUACUACCGCCACCAUGUAGAUAAUUAUUCGAACUGAUGUGCACUAACCUACUCGAAUUUAGCGGAACGCAUCAAUAUGGCCACCGGUAGCUGGCUCAUGUUCCCGGUCGUUAAUUAUUUAAAUAGUUUCAAAGAACGUGCGAAUAUAUUGAAAUAAACACUUCUGCAAAAUGAAUAUGUCAGUGGAAAAAAAGAAAUAUCCAUCGGCACUGCCAACAAAUUGGCCGUCCAGAGAAGAGGCUUCGAGAAAAAGCCAAAAUCAAUUGUCAUCUACUGGAAAAGUUGACGUUUAUUAUUACAGUCGCGGAGUCAGAAAUGAUGCAUCGUUAGUACCACCGAUAAGACAAACAGCAUCUAUAUUUAAGCAACCAGUAACUAUUUAUAAGACGCAGGAAGGAAAAGUAAAAGAUAUUAAGCAUGGAAAUCAAGAAAAACCCAAACAAGAAGGAGCCGAUAAAAUUGAUGGCAAAUAUGGCUCCCAAGAUAAGCCUAAACAGUUAUUUUGGGAAAAACGUUUGGAAGGUUUAAGAGCAUGUGAUCCAGACGGAUUUGAAUUCGAUGGAAUGGAUUUACCAAAAAGUUUGAAGCCAGUUGGUCCGUAUAUUACGGAAGAAACUUUGCUUCAAAGCGUUGCAACUGCAUUACACGUUUCGUCUCAACCAGUCACGGGACAAACGGGUUCGAAGACAGCUUUAGAGAAAAAUCCCGGGGUAUUUCUUAAUCCCGAUCAACCCCUCGUACAGGCCGUCUCGAUAGCUGACGAAGACAUAAAGAGGCAAGAGGAUCGAGUUGCUCUAGCAAGGAAAAAGCUACAAGACGCUUUACGAUCUAUUCCUAUAUAAAUUGUACAAUUCUUUUAGAUAUUUAUAUUAAUUCCCUCACCCUAGUCCUAAGUUCGUUAUAAAUUAUACAUCAUCCUGAUUUUUAUAAUAAAUGUUUUAUAAAGAAAGAAAAAUAA